AUGCUAUCAGUCGACUCACUACAGUACAAAGUCCGAAAAUAUGACGUCACAAAAUGUGGCAAACUUGUCACCAACUUGGAUGACAGGAUGUUUCUAUUCAAUGACUCGAACAUAGUAAUGUACGGCGAUUGCUCUUUCUACAAGUCCUACUUUGGUCAGCUGCGCGCAAUCUGCGAGAGCGGCACGUGGAAAACCAUCGGAAACUGCAUCGAGUACAGUAAACCCUUGGAGGUGCAAGGUGUUCGUCUUGUGAAUGGAAGCAACCCAGCCGAGGGGCGGGUCGAGAUGAAAGUGUUUGACACCUGGGGCACCGUAUGUAGUGAUGACUUUGGGAUGAAAGAAGCGGAGGUGAUUUGCAGAUUGAUGGGAUACGUGCAUGCCAAGUCCGUUGCUGUCAAAGGAAGUUAUGGAAUAGGAUCUGGUCCCAUUUUCAUCGACGAUCUCAACUGUGAAGACGAUGCCUCUCAUAUCAACGACUGUGAAUACACCACUUACCAUAACUGUUCUCACGAGCAUUAUGUGUCUGUGAUUUGCACUGAUUGUGACAACGUUGAAAUACAUGAAGGGCGCAUACUGACUUAUCCAGUCAUGAAAACAGUCAAUGCCUCUUUAACGUUUUCCUGCAAUGAAGGAUUUGCAUUGAGUGGGGCAGAUACUAUUACCUGCGAACUGUCAGGAAAAUGGAGCAGUUCACCACCUGAGUAUUCGAAGAAAUGUAUGAAUAGUUCUCUGUUCGAGUUUAUUCCGUACUAA
Molecule: messenger RNA, 753 nt
Organism: Dreissena polymorpha
Lineage: Eukaryota; Metazoa; Mollusca; Bivalvia; Myida; Dreissenidae
Product: deleted in malignant brain tumors 1 protein-like
Exons: 5
Coding region: 1-753 (250 amino acids)
Cellular component (GO): membrane
Source: RefSeq, a predicted model, not a curated record